AUGGACGAUAAUAAACAUUUUCUCAAAAUUUCAGAAGUUCUGCAGGAUCCAGCACUUGUAUCGUCAAACAAUAAGAAUAUUUGUGAUGUUAUCGGUAAUAUAAUUGCAAGUUCUCAAGUUAGUAAUUUAGAAAUAUUUGUAAUCGAGUUUUGGAAUAAGAUGUGUUACGAAUGGUUGAAGAGACGUGUCUUAAAUGGAAUUCUAAAUUGUGGAGUUACUAAUAAUUGGCAAAUAUUACCAAUAAUCAGUAAUGUUAUAUCACAUUUGAUCAGCUCUCAAAUUUCUACGAUACCAGAUGGAAUUAAAUAUCAUUUUUGUGAUAUUUAUGUUGAUGAAUUGAUAAAUGUUGCAGAACAGGAAUCAUAUCAAAUUCCGUUAAGUGAAUUAAUCAUCCCAUUUGUACGGGCAUUAAAGGAUAUUAAGAACAAGAUCUUAAUUUCCAAUAUCAAGGCUGAAGUUUUUAAUAAAUUAAUAUCUCAAAUUCCUAAAGAUAAUAUUUUUCUUAAAGAUCAAUUGAUGGAAAUACACGGUGAAUUGAUAAAGGUUACUGAAUCAAAAGAGAUUUCUUCAAAAGCUAGAAAGACAGCCAAAACACUAUUACAAGAGUUCAUAAAAGUAAUUGGAAGUUUUAAAAUUGUAUCAUCCAACGACUUAAAUAAUAAUUUUAAAAAACGUAAAAUCGAAGAAAUAGAAACACCAUCAGCUUCUUCAUUAUCAUCGUCAUCUGUUGCAUCUUUUCCAUUAUUGCUAACUUCUAUUGACAACAAUGAAUCAAAGAAAUGUAAAAUCGAGGGUAUUGAAUCAUCAACACAAGAAUCAGUAAUAGAAAUUGCUAAAAAUAAAAAAAAUAAAGAAUCACCGGAAUCAUCAAUAUCAUCUACUAUAUCAUCAUCUUCUACAUUACUUGAUCUAUUUAACUCGGUUGAUAACAACGAAUCAACUACAGAAACAACACAAGAAUCAGCCGUAAUUGUUGCUAAAAAUGAUGACGAUACGCCACUACUUAAUUUACUUGAUUCAGCUGACAAUAACGAAUCAACAAAAAUUACAGCCGAAGCAACGACACAAGAAUCAGCAAUAGUUGUUCCUAAAAAGAAAAAAAAGAAAAGUCAAAAAGCUAAAUCGAAAAAAACUGACUCACUUGAAUCAUCAACGUCGUAUGAACCCUUGAAAUUGUUUUUAUCAAAAUCAUCGUUAUUGUCAUUUUCGCCACCGUCAUCUGCGUCAAAAUCAAUACCCUCUUCCUCUUCUUCAUAUUAUAAAAACAAUUCUAAUAAUAAUAAACUUAGAUGGGGGGUUAAUAUGACUAAAGAAUAUGUAAAGGGCAGUACUAUUGAAAAAAAACAUAAAAAUGGCAUCAACACACCAAAUACACCAACCGCUUCAACUGUUUCAACUACUCUAAAUGUUAUUAAACCUAUACUUAAACGAAUUUAUACGGAUUAG
Molecule: messenger RNA, 1446 nt
Organism: Entrophospora sp. SA101
Lineage: Eukaryota; Fungi; Glomeromycota; Glomeromycetes; Entrophosporales; Entrophosporaceae
Source: the annotation of a GenBank genome assembly